AUGGUGCUGAGUAAAAGCAAGCGCACCUAUCCACGCGCCACAAUUCGCAAGAUUAUCAAGGCGCAUUGCGAAAAGAAUGUCGGACGAAAUGUCGAUGCACUCAUCUACCUCGACUACAUCCUCUUCGUGCAGCGACUGAUGCAGAAUGCGACAAGGAAGGCCAAGGAGGCUGAUGAGAAGAGACUACAAGCAAAAGACAUACGGAAGGUCACUAUGACUAACGAGAUUGGUGUCAGACGACCUUGA
This is a messenger RNA of Lithohypha guttulata, 246 nucleotides long. RefSeq lists its product as uncharacterized. The transcript has 3 exons. Gene Ontology annotation, biological process: chromosome segregation; mitotic cell cycle; kinetochore assembly. Gene Ontology annotation, cellular component: kinetochore; nucleoplasm. Bases 1 to 246 code for a protein of 81 amino acids. The record is from RefSeq and is a predicted model, not a curated record. Lineage: Eukaryota; Fungi; Ascomycota; Eurotiomycetes; Chaetothyriales; Trichomeriaceae. Gene Ontology annotation, molecular function: DNA binding; protein heterodimerization activity.